UUAUCGACAAUAUGUAAUAUAAUUCUCAAAAAUCUAAAUAAACAUGUUACAAGUUUUACUUGAAUCUCAAAUCUAAAUUUUCGUUCAAAAAAAAAAAAAAAUCUAAAUUUGCAAUAUGAGAUGGUCCAUUUUGUCACCCUAUUUUACCGCCAACCAUUUCUUAGCCUAAUUAAUUUUCAAACUAAAGAUCUAGAGAAGUUCUUAUGUGAUUUUAGAGUUAACUAGAAGAAUUCAUUCUUUUAUUUUUUAAUCAAAGAAGAUUUCUAUUUUUGUACCAUUGAAUUUAUAGUUGAAGUAUUAAUAUUUUUGAACCCACCACACGUUUUCUACCUAGGAAUGUACUCUAUAAAUACAUAAGUACCCUCUUAAGGAGUCAUAAUUCCAUCACAGCUAAACAUUGCUAAUUUUUUUUACUAACCAUUUGCUAAUUAUAUUUAACCUCGCUAAAUUAAUUUGGAAAAGGAUUAACUAGACUUAGAAAGUUAGACCAUAAUAGUACCAUAUUAUUAUUGUUUUUUUUGUCACAUAAUAGUACCAUAUUAUAACUGUACCAAAAAAAGAAAAAAACCAUAUCAAUAUAAUGGAGCAACCCCAGUUAUUGUCUAAGAUAGCCACAGGCAAUGGACAUGGUGAAAAUUCUCCAUACUUUGAUGGAUGGAAGGCUUAUGAAAAUGACCCUUUUCAUCCAACAAAUAAUCCUAAUGGGGUUAUCCAAAUGGGUCUUGCAGAAAAUCAGGCAUGUAAUUAAUUGCCAACUUCAACUUGUUAAUUUGAUUAAUUAAUUUUCAUAAAAACACAACAAAAAAAAAAUACUAAUUUUAUUUGUUGGUUCAAUUAUUAUUUGCAUUUUCAGCUUGCUUCUGAUUUGGUUCAAAAUUGGAUAACAAGUAAUCCAGAGGCUUCUAUUUGCACUUCUGAAGGAGUGCAUCAAUUCAAGGCCAUGGCUAAUUUUCAAGAUUAUCAUGGUUUGCCACAAUUUCGACAAGCUGUGGCUAAAUUCAUGGGAAGAACAAGAGGGAAUAGAGUUUGUUUUGAUCCUGCCAGAAUUGUUAUGAGUGGUGGAGCAACUGGAGCACAUGAGGUUACAGCCUUUUGUUUGGCAGAUCCUGGUGAUGCAUUUUUGGUGCCUACCCCUUAUUAUGCAGGUUUUGACAGAGAUUUGAAAUGGAGAACAGGAGUUGAACUUGUUCCAGUCAUUUGUAAAAGCUCCAACAAUUUCAAGCUAACAAGAAAAGCCUUAGAAGCAGCAUUUGAAAAAGGCAAAGAACAAAACAUCAAAAUAAAAGGUUUACUUGUUACAAAUCCAUCAAAUCCUUUAGGAACAAUCAUGGACAAAGAAACACUAACAACAUUAGUAAGUUUCAUCAAUGAAAAACAUAUCCACCUAAUAAGUGAUGAAAUAUAUGCUUCAACAGUUUUUUGCCACCCAAGUUUCAUAAGCAUAGCUGAGAUAAUAGAAGACGCAAACAUCGAAUGUAACCGUAACCUUAUUCACAUUGUUUAUAGUCUUUCAAAAGAUAUGGGAUUUCCUGGCUUUAGAGUUGGUAUAAUAUAUUCAUACAAUGAUGAAGUUGUUAAUUGCGCUCGCAAAAUGUCGAGUUUUGGAUUAGUCUCUUCGCAGACGCAAUAUCUUAUUGCGUCGAUGCUUUCUGACGAUGAAUUUGUGGAUAAGUUUGUUGUAGAAAGUGCAAAGAGACUUGCUAAAAGAUAUGGAAUUUUUUGUAGAGGUUUAGCACAAGUUGGUAUAAAGUGUUUGCAAAGUAAUGCUGGUCUUUUUCUAUGGAUGGAUUUGAGGUGUCUUUUGAGGAAACAAACAUUUGAUGAAGAAAUGAAACUAUGGAAAGUGAUUAUUCAUCAAGUUAAGAUUAAUAUAUCACCUGGUGUUUCUUUUCAUUGUAGUGAACCAGGGUGGUUUAGGGUGUGUUAUGCAAAUAUGGAUGAUAGAGAUGUUGAAGUUUCUUUGACAAGAAUUCGCGCUUUUGUGAGGCGAAAUAAGGCUGAAAUGGUGGCUGCGAAGAAUCGUUGUAGUCGGAGAAACUUGAGGCUAAGUUUCUCAUUUAGAAGUUUGGAUGAUUUUUUGAUAUCACCUCAUUCUUCUAUUACUCAUUCUCCUAUUGUGAAAGCCACCACUUGCUGAAUUCAUACAAAGUUUAUUUUUCUUUCUCUCUUUGUAGGCUUUGGUAUCAUUGAGAGUUUUUCUGAUUAGUUUUUAAUCUAGUUCUUUAUCUGUUAUUGAUGGUGUUAAUCUUUGUUGUAUUAAUUUGGUUUGACUAUAGGAUUUGUUUAUUUGACAAUAG
Messenger RNA from Trifolium pratense (red clover), 2297 nucleotides. Its product is annotated as 1-aminocyclopropane-1-carboxylate synthase-like. Gene Ontology annotation, biological process: biosynthetic process; amino acid metabolic process. Gene Ontology annotation, molecular function: pyridoxal phosphate binding; transaminase activity. The record is from RefSeq and is a predicted model, not a curated record. NCBI's taxonomy places the organism in Eukaryota, Viridiplantae, Streptophyta, Magnoliopsida, Fabales, Fabaceae. The transcript has 3 exons. Bases 941 to 2137 code for a protein of 398 amino acids.